Messenger RNA from Poecilia reticulata (guppy), 2019 nucleotides. RefSeq names its product sialic acid-binding Ig-like lectin 6. NCBI's taxonomy places the organism in Eukaryota, Metazoa, Chordata, Actinopteri, Cyprinodontiformes, Poeciliidae. Gene Ontology annotation, biological process: cell adhesion. Gene Ontology annotation, molecular function: sialic acid binding. The record is from RefSeq and is a predicted model, not a curated record. Gene Ontology annotation, cellular component: plasma membrane.
UUCCGUUUCUUCAGAAAGUGKUGACUGUUCAGCAAGUUUAUGAUCCUUCCCAUAAAUGAAACCACUGACUGCUUCAGAGGACAGCAUCGAGCAAUAAGAGGUCAUUUUUAUAGGGGCAAAUCAACACAAGUAAAAUGACUUCACUCCGCUUCGCAGUACUCUGUGUUUUCCUCGGACCCAGCAGCUGUCAAAUUAAUUGCGUCCCAGAAACUGUUGAUGAGACAAAGUUUUCAGUCAACGUGACAGAACUCAUUAGAGUGGAGUCCAUCGACUGCAUCGAAAUCCCACACAAGGUGACAUUUCCACAAGACAAAGUGGCAGCCCCGUACAAAAAGAUGUUAUUUCAGGGUGAUCCGUCAAACGUCGUUGAUAAAAAAGUUGUCUACGAAGCAGAUUCUGACAAAGAAGAUUCGUUCCGGAUAAAAUAUCUUCCAUGUGGAGAAUAUGAUUAUGGCUUCAAACUGGAAUGGGGGUGUAAUCAAACUUACACUUUCCCAAAGAGAGUCCACAUCUCUGUUUUACCGAUAGCAACAAAGCCGACUGUUUUGGUUCCUCCUUUGACGGAGGAAAGCUCUGAGCUGACCUGCAGCGUUCCCAACCCGUGCUCUCAGGGACUCAGAGUUUACUGGAAAUGGACGAAGGCCGACGGACGAGCUACGGUACUCAGCGACUAUCGCUACGGGAGAUUUGAUCAGUUGAUUUUUGGAUACAGAUAUUCGUUGCGCAUUAAUCCCACAGCACAACAUCACAACACCAACAUCACAUGUGCGGCCGAAUACGACAACGACCGUACGGAAACAACGGUCACUUUGCACGUGAAAUUCAAACCUAAGAUCUCGAAUGACUCCCACUGCCUGGUUAAAGGCGAGCUGCUGGUCUGCGUGUGCAUCAGUGGGGGGAAUCCUCUACCACCGAUCUCCUGGCCUUCGGAAAACCUCACGGCUUUCUCAGUGACUAGCGUGAGGACGGCUCAGACAGUACGCAGCACUUUCACAAUGCCUGCGUCCGAAUACCGUAACGCCACUGUAAAAUGCGCCAGCAGCAAUGAACGCGGUCUGGCUGAAACCUCAAUUAUAAUCCAUAACUCUGGAGAGAGCGCGGAGCCAAACAGCAGGAGGAAGGGGAUGGAUUCAGCUCUUCCCUGGAUAGCUGGGCUGUGUUUCUCUCUCAACCUGGUCUUCAUUACCGCCCUGAUUUUCCUCAUUCGUCAAAGAAGGAACAAUACGCAGAAGCAACAGAGCGAAGAGAUAAACACUUACAUGUCUCUGAAAAAGGCAGACGUGGAGGAAGAAUACAGCGUCAUGUCCGCAAAACCCAAACGAAGCCCGCGAGUGUGAAGCUCUGGCCUUUUUUUUUUUUUUUUGCUACCGAGAUGCUUCAAGGCACAUGAGCAAAGAAAAUGUACAGCAGAUAAAUAUUCUAUCAAAAGCUUUUCAGUAAUAUUCGCGUUUAUGCAAUUCACGUUACAACCAGGCUUCUACGUGUUCCACAAGGAUUGUACGCGAUAGACCAAGAAAAAUAAAAUGAAAAGGAAAUGAUACAUGUUCAACAAAUUCAUAUCUACAAAGUGUGGUGCGAAAUUUUAUCCAGUUCCUUUUACUCUGAUGCUCCGAAAUGAAAUCCUGUCAAACAAACAGCCUUCAAAAUGUUUCAAGAGAUGUUUCACGUCAGCCUGUUUGUAGUUUCUGUGGAGCACCAGGCCUGACUCCAUGACAGCAUCAGAGGUUUGUUUUGAAAAAAACAGUAUGAUGGCUACUUCACGUGUUACACAAAAGUGAAUAAAUAUUAAGUCCUUAAUUAUAAUGAAUAGUAUUAAAAGUGAGGAACUGUUGAGCUGUUGUAAGAGUUCAUACUGAGUUUUUUUUUUUUUUUUUCAUCUGAUCUUCUCAGUAUCUCGUGUCAUACUCUCAUUUCACAUUGUCAUUGUGUAACAUAACUAUGGCGUAAUAUUCAUUCUGUAAUCUGUAGUUAAUUUCAUUGGUGUAAACUACUGUAAAUAAAGUGGAUGUCUGCACAUUU